This is a messenger RNA of Ooceraea biroi (clonal raider ant), 2200 nucleotides long. RefSeq names its product transcription factor Sox-1a. NCBI's taxonomy places the organism in Eukaryota, Metazoa, Arthropoda, Insecta, Hymenoptera, Formicidae. Gene Ontology annotation, molecular function: RNA polymerase II cis-regulatory region sequence-specific DNA binding; DNA-binding transcription factor activity, RNA polymerase II-specific. Gene Ontology annotation, cellular component: nucleus. The record is from RefSeq and is a predicted model, not a curated record. Gene Ontology annotation, biological process: regulation of transcription by RNA polymerase II.
CCGCCAGUGCCGCCGCGUGUUCCUCCGUGACACCUCCGUGACCCCGUCGAUGACGCGAGCGGAACCGGAGCGACGCGAUCAGCACGUACCUCCUCUCCGUCGUCGAUAAUUAUUAAUGUUGAGAGGGAAGAGAAAGAAAAGAGAGAUAAGCGCGACAAAACGCCUCUGGCGUUCGAGACGUCGCCAACUUGACGAUGACGUGACUCGAUGAUCCCGAAGUCGUCCGGGGCGAAUCCAUUUCCGUUCGAUUUGGCAUCGCGGAGUAGCGUGCUCCUCAUAGGACUAUUCUUGUCUCGUACGAAGUAUGGAAAGAGCCUAAGAUCGGUAUUCUCGAAGAAAUCGAUGGAUGAGGCAUAGUAAAUCCGGGAAACGCAGCUCGGUGGAGCGUAUCUCUCCUCUCGACACAUCGCGUCGAUUUCUGUCUAAUGUUUCCCGGACCCGAUAACGAAGUGAAUCCCUGAGUGAUCUACGAGUUCGUAGGAAUUGGCUCAAUAUCGAGAUAUAUAUCCGAUGAGGAUGAGGUCGCAGACAGGGGUCGUCUAAGUAGUCUAUAAAGAAGAUUCGGCCUGACCUGUCCGACCCGAUAAUCGCGUCCUGAUAACCCUUGAUUAAUUAUUAGGCCUUUUUUUCCUGCGACGGAGAUCUCUUACCGAGAAGUGCUUAUCGGCAUCAAAUCCACGAGGCGCACUUUAUCUCUCAUCGAAAUUUGCCAUUCGAUUUAUCGUUGAUCGUCUGAUGACAUUUUUCACAUUUUCGUGCCGAAAGAAGAAUUUGUUGUGUCCGCGGAUCUCUUCAAUAUUUAUGAGAGUCUUGGAUUGUGCGUACCAACUGGUGAAAAAAGUGUUUUGCGCGCGUGUUAGGACGGGGAUAAAAAUGGAGGCCCAUCACAAUAAUAACGGUUUGCCAUCGAUGGAGGAUAAAGCUGGCCCAUCCAGCAAUGAACACUGCAGCAACAACUCCUUGGACGACGCCGUGGGCAAAUUACUGCAAGGAUACGACUGGACGCUACUUCCGGUAACUUCGCGCGCCGGUGGACGAAGAAGUGCCCAUGUGAAGCGGCCUAUGAACGCCUUCAUGGUGUGGGCACAGGCGGCAAGACGACGAUUGGCCGAUCAAUAUCCGCAAUUGCAUAACGCCGAAUUGUCAAAAACGUUGGGAAAGUUGUGGAGGAUUUUGAGCGACGGUGAGAAGCAGCCGUUUAUCGAGGAAGCUGAAAGACUGCGAAACGCGCACAAGAAGCAACAUCCGCAUUACAAGUAUCAGCCGCGUCGGAGGAAGCCGAAGUCGGACGAUCAGAUGAGCAUCAUCAUGCACAGAGGCGGACUAUCAUCGCCGGGGACUUCCCUCGACUCUUCGGCUAGUCCUUCGGACUGCACGUACGCUCGUCUGUACCCGGACACCGGUGUAAAGACGUAUGAACGACCGUCGACUUAUCACGAGCCCAAAUCCAGUACGUAUGACCUAGCCAGACCGGUCUGGGUGAACGAGACCGUCGCAAAGUAUCCCACUGCCGCCGAUCAUCCUGGCAAGCAGACGUACGAGACGAGGAGUUACGCCGAGGCCAAGUGUCACGAAGUCGCCAAGUACCACGAGAUGACUGGCACCAGGUCGUAUCAUCAUCACGAACCGACGGCGAUCAAAUACUCGGACUUGCAGGCUAAAUCCUACGAUCUGCCCAAGGGGUAUCCGGAAGCCAAGGGGUAUCCAGAUGGUCUCAAGUAUCCCGCGGAGAUGAGUGGAGUCACCGCUGCCGCAGCCGCCGCUAAGACUUCCUACACCUGCGUGCACGGGCAGUAUUAUCCCACCGCGGAAGGAUACGCUGUUCACGGUGAGGAAAACGACUAUCAGUCGCAGAGCGUGUCGUCGCAUCCUUCCUUUUAUCCCUACAUAUCGGCGUCCAUGGCGCAACCACCGUAUUAUAUGGGACCCCGAUAAAUGAACCCCGAACCGCCGAGAAGGUGAGACGACGCUACGUUCGUGAUCAAAUUGAGCUUGGAAUUUUUCGAUGGUCAAAUCGUACAAAUGUAAUCGAGUUUUAAGCUCAGUUUCGAGCUGUCCGAAUAUUUUCAAGUCGCAAUACAUGUAUCCGAGCUAUUUGAUGACUGCUGCCUGGAAUCUGGAUCGUUCACCUCCUUGACGGUACGUUACAUCAUUGGAAUCUCGAAUAUCGUGUGCCUAAUGAAAACUGUAAAAUAUUAUA